AUGCAGGGGCCUCUGCAUACGAUCGGGGCAGCUACAGUAGCGGCACCGUUCAAGCCCGCCGAAAAGCCACUAGAAAGAAACGGAACCCAAAUGAAUUCGUCGACGAGAUCUUCCAGUCCCCUCGAUAGACCUGCGGCAAACGCUAGUCCGCAGGACAAAGAUCGAGCUACCUAUCUUCAACAACUAAUCAAAGACCAGAAAACUUGCCUUAAUUACCCUAAUGUCUUUCAUCACGUGGAAAGAUUAUUGGCCGAUGAAAUCGUCAAAGUCCGAAGCGUGCUAUUCCAAAACAACACAAAACCUCUCGAACUGCCGACUCCAACUGGGAAGACUGUAACUCUUUCGAAAAAAGUCUUUGUUCCGGCAAAAGAUUAUCCAGACUACAACUUUGUGGGGCGAAUACUUGGGCCAAGAGGACUAACCGCCAAACAACUCGAGCAAGAGACGGGUUGUAAGAUCAUGGUGCGCGGAAAGGGCUCGAUGAGGGACAAGAAAAAGGAGGAGCAAAACAAGGGCAGGCCAAACUGGGAACAUUUGAAUGAAGAACUCCAUGUUUUAAUCACCGUUGAAGAUUCCGAAAACAGAGCUGAAGUCAAAUUACAAAGAGCGACGCAAGAAAUUGAAAAGCUCCUAGUUCCACAGUCCGAAGGCGAAGAUGACCUGAAAAAGAAACAGCUCAUGGAACUGGCGAUCAUCAACGGAACGUAUCGAGACAAUUCGAAUGGAAAAAUGGCCGCAGCAAACGGGUUAAAUCGGUUAACGAUGCCCGGUCUUCUUCAGUCGACGAACCCAGCAUUCCGUCUUCCAAAUCUCAUGACGCCCAUGGCUUGCGCUCCUGGCCUUAUGAAUACCUCAAUCCUUCGCCCACCCAUUUCGAUCAAUAGCAGCAUGCAAAACAUCGAGCAGCCGACAUUAUAUUAUGCACCUAUGGUUACGGGCUGGUCAAUCUGCGGCGGCAGCUUUUCCUAA
This is a messenger RNA of Oikopleura dioica, 969 nucleotides long. NCBI's taxonomy places the organism in Eukaryota, Metazoa, Chordata, Appendicularia, Copelata, Oikopleuridae. The record is from the annotation of a GenBank genome assembly.